AUGCAACAGGGCGCUCGGGCUGCCGACCCGUCCCCAAAGCGCAAGCUCGCUCGACUCAGUAGCUUCACACCAGUGUCGCCCGCAGAGCUCGCAGACACGCUCGGAGUCUCGCCAGAGGCGGUCGUCCAAGCGCUGGCUUCACAGUCUGGCGCGCUCUCCAGCUCCAGUUUGGCUCUGACUCCCCCUCCAGUGACAGCGGCUCAAGCAGCCCAUGCAGCUCAUGCAGCUCAUGCAGCGCAAGCCGUUGCUGCUGCAGCUCCAGGCGUAACAGUCAAAGCUGGAGCAGAAGCAGCAGAGCGCAGUAGGCCACCAGAAGCUAAAUCAGCGCCCAGCUCCAGCUGGACGGCAACAACCUCCGACACGCAGGGCCCAGCUGGUGGCAGUGCAGACAUGCGCCAUGGCGGGUACGAUACGGACGACAGCGACGAUGGAAAUGCGUACGAUCCGUCCGUCUUCCUGCCCGAUGCCACGGCUGCAGCAAGUGCAUCGCAGCCUCGCCGGAAACGCCGCUCCCGUCGCAAUUCCUCACAGACUGGAGACGACACAAGUAGCGCGCACAAAUCCUCGAGUCGCCGACGACGAGACAGCGAGUCUUCCUCAAAGCAAGAGAGCGGCGUUGCUGAAGCCGACCCAGCCCACCCGGCAGCAAGCCGCCAACAGUCUGGCGGCAAGGCGCCAAGAGCCAAUCCUGCACGAAGCUUCCAUCGAUACAUGUCCACGCCGCUUGGAACGAGUCAUUCGGCAACCACAGAAGGAGAGCCAGGAGGGCCCACCCGCGAUGCUGCUCGCCGCGUAACAAGCGAUGGUGCACUCAAGUUGAAGGCCCAGAGUUUCCCUGCCUAUUCCGAGGCGGCCAACACCCUUGUGCAUGGUGAUGGCGCAGCGACGCUUAUGGGCGCCUCGCUCGUCACAUUGGUCGAUUCGGAACUUGGCAUGGCCGAUGCUCGCGAUCAGGAAAGUAGCGGCUCGGUCCAAACGAUCGAUUCGACGGGCGACUCAUUACUCCUGCUGCCAAACCAGAGGGAUGAAGCGCUCGCCGAACACAGCGAUGCCGAUCUCGCAGAGGACGACGAGGACGACGAUGAUGGAUCGCUGCUUUCGAGUGGAGCAACCGACGAUGAAGGCAACGAGCAGUCCGACGAGUUCGAUUUGCAACCAGACGGUGCCGACGCCGGAUCGGAUGAGGAAGACAUUUCCACGCGCUUCAUGCGCUACUUGAACACACGAGUAGAUUCCGACACCAUUUUGCUCGAAACAAAUCUGGACGAUCUGGACGAUGUCCUGUCGCAACCAAGCGAGCCCGCCGCAAGCGACAAUGCCGCGGCUGAAACGGAAGGCCCAUCGCCCCGUGGCUUUACCCGCUCGCACAGUCGGAGAAUAUCCUCUCGUCGGCCAAACUUUUCCGCGGCCAGCCACCUCGAGCGCUCCGGCUCUGUUGGAAGCGGCCUUGAGUUUGAGGCUGGCGGUCGACGCGGCUCGGCGUCUUCCGUUCAGAGCUCCGACUCUAGCUCGUCGACUGGCAUUGCUGCGCCGCCUGGAUUGUCGCGCCAGUCGUCCACAAUCUCUGCCGACUCGCUCACACCACCAGACCCGUCCAGUGGGCGCAGUUCAGAAACGUCCAGCAUGAUGGACGAGGAAGACCGCGAGGUCACGCGCCAGUUUGUUCGGCGUCUGAGUGUGAAAUCUAGCAAAUUCAACGCACCCAACUUCACCCGGCGCUGGCUGGAUAGUCCAACUGGCUCCAUGGCCGACAAGCUGGACGAAAAUGAGGAUGCCUCUGGGCAUUCCUUGGGCGUCACUGCCAGCCCAUCCUUUUCUCGCGUGCCGUCGCAAUUGGAGCUCGACGGCAUCCCGCAGUCCUUCCGGCGAGAUACAUCUUCUGCUGACGCCAAGGUCGCAAGCUACCAACAGAAAUCGCGCCUUAUGAAGUUUUUCGGCGAAGGCAUGAACCAUUUAGAUCCCAAAACGAGCCUAACCAUGCCGAUUGAAACUUGCCUGCAACUCAUGGUCAAGGGUGCCAAUAUGCUCAAGUACACAAGCACGGCGGGCUCGCCGCAUCACCGCCUGUUUCGACUGGACCCAAGCAACAUGAUCAUCCUGUGGUACAAGAUUUUGGGCAAAGACACGUUUCCCAAGGCCAUUCACAUCAACAGCAUCAAAGAACUGAGGCGCGGGCAGCGCACCAAGCCGUUCGAGAAGGAUCCUUGGCGAGAUUUGGAAGGGCAGUCGUUUUCGCUCAUCUACGGCGAAUGGCAGACGCUCGAUCUGAUUUGCGACUCUCUCGAAGACUACCAUACAUGGACACGCGGCUUGGAAGCGCUGAUUUACUCGACACAGUACCACAAGGAGGAUGGCGCCGUGAGUCAGCUUCGCUUGGAAUGGCUCGUUGCUUGCCCAACCAGCGCCGAAGGCGUUCUACCUGUCAAGAAGGCCAUCACCCUUGUCGAGCGUCUGAGUAACCAGCGCCGAAAACACAUGAAGCCCAGCGUCUUGGAGCAAACGAUUGGAGCCACGCCCACGGUCACCUUUGACCAAUUUGUGUCGCUGUACACGGCCCUGACGCGUCGCCCAGAAAUCCUCAAAAUGUUCGAGGACCACUGCGCUCGAGACGAGCUCGGACUUGGCUUGUACAUGGACGCCGAGUCGUUCUACAAGUUUCUCGUCGAAAUCCAGUGCGAAACGGAGUUUUCGAUUGACGAUGCUCGCACGCUCAUUCAAAAGUUCUCUGGCAACGGCAACCGGACCCAGCUUGACAUUGUCGGUUUUACGUCGUUCCUCCAUAGCGACGACAAUAGCCUGUUUGACAAGGUGCAACGCUCAGUGUGCCAAGAUAUGACGCUGCCUCUCUCGCAGUACUUUAUUGCCAGUUCGCACAACACGUAUCUGCUCGGCGACCAGCUCAAAGGAGAAUCCAGUGUCGAGGCGUACAUUCGCGCGCUUGUUUCCAACUGUCGCUGCGUUGAGCUUGACUGCUGGGACGGCUCUGAUGGAGAUCCAAUCAUUACGCAUGGCCACACUCUCACAACCAAGAUCAAGUUUCGCGACGUCAUUAUUGCCAUCAACGAGUAUGCUUUCAAGACAUCCCCGUACCCCGUCAUUCUCUCGCUGGAAAACCAUUGCUCCAAAGACCAGCAAGAAACCAUGGUGCAGAUCAUGCGCGACGUUUUCCAAGCUCGGCUCGUCACCGAAACCUUGUUCCCCGUCGAUCCCGAGGACCUUGCGAACGUCGCGUUGCCUUCCCCCGAGCAGCUCAAGUACCGGAUUUUGGUUAAAGCGCGUGUCUCGUUAAACCUCAAAUCACGCCCAAGCUUGGCUUCGCUUGCAGGGACCUCCACGAUUCGGCUCCGCACGAAUAGCAACGCGUCUAACGUCGGCAGUUUGUCCAGCAUGCCGCCAGCAUGGGGUGCAAGCACCACUUCGCUCCUCGUUCCUUCUCUCAGCAGUGCCUCCUUGACUGUGCCAGGCUCUCCCAAGCCUUCGAGAUCCAGCAGCAUCAGCAUGGAAGUGCUGCCCAGCUCGCCUGCAGCGGCUUCUGCGAGUUCUGCUGGCUCUGCUGGUUCUGCUGUCUCUACUGGUUCUGCACCACCACCCUUCUUAUCUUCGACCGCUUCCUCGAUGAAUCUCAACGGCGACUCGCUUGUAGAGGAAGGCACGGCGGCAGAGGAGGUGAAAGCCAUUCAACCGUUGGCCGAUCUGGCCGUGUAUUGCCAAGGCGUCUCCUUUGUCUCGUUCGUGCACAGUCGGGAAAAUCACACCAACUUUAUGCAGUCGUCGUUUGGCGAAACCAAAGCCAAGAAGAUUUGCGUCAGCCAGGCCGUGUCCUUCGUCUCUCACAACCGAGCACGCCUGAGCCGCGUCUACCCAUCUGGAUCACGCUUCAACUCGAGCAACUUUGAUCCUCAGUUGUUUUGGAACUGCGGCAUCCAAAUGGUUGCGCUCAACUACCAAACCAACGACGCAGCCAUGUUUGUCAACCGCGGCAUGUUUAGCCGGAACGGCGGGUGCGGCAUGAUUCUCAAGCCCAUCAACAUGCGCUCGCCCGAGCUUUCGUUCGACCCUCAGCAAAAGACUGGUCUCUACGCCGAGCAGACUCCCUCCUUCCUCUCAAUCAAUGUCAUUGCAGGCUUGCAUCUCAGCGAUGGCAAAAACCGAUCCCGGCUCCCCGACAUUGCCACGUCCAUCUCCAGCUCUGUCGUUGUCGAAAUUCGCAUUUCUGGCGUGAAUCGGGACACUGGUUCGCAGCGCACUUCGGCUGUUCGUGGGAACACGUUUGAUCCGGAGUGGAAUCAGCGACUGGACUUUCAAGUUGUCGCUCCCGAGCUGGCGACGGUUGGAUUUUUCGUUUGGGAAGAGCACGGACGGUCGACGCGGUUGCUUGGGCAUGAGGUUGUGCCUUUUGUUGCCCUCAAGCCUGGCUACCGCCAUAUUCGCCUUCGAACGCACUAUCACGAGCUGCUGCCUUUCAGCUGCUUGUAUGUGCAUUCGUCCUUCAGCGCUCUGACCAACAAGGUUGUUUCCAUGCGUGGCAGUGUCCAUCGACCCGACUCCAAGCAGCAGAAAAAGUGGGGCGGCGUUGGCCGCCGAUCGAAUGAAGCUGUUCAACUUUAA
Capsaspora owczarzaki ATCC 30864 is the source of this 4608-nucleotide messenger RNA. Its product is annotated as phospholipase C delta 4. The coding region runs from base 1 to 4608 and encodes 1535 amino acids. Gene Ontology annotation, biological process: phosphatidylinositol-mediated signaling; lipid metabolic process. The transcript has 7 exons. Lineage: Eukaryota; Filasterea; Ministeriida; Capsasporidae. Gene Ontology annotation, molecular function: phosphatidylinositol-4,5-bisphosphate phospholipase C activity. The record is from RefSeq and is a predicted model, not a curated record.